Molecule: messenger RNA, 2674 nt
Organism: Cygnus olor (mute swan)
Lineage: Eukaryota; Metazoa; Chordata; Aves; Anseriformes; Anatidae
Gene: CHST10
Product: carbohydrate sulfotransferase 10
Exons: 6
Coding region: 347-1435 (362 amino acids)
Biological process (GO): proteoglycan biosynthetic process; carbohydrate biosynthetic process
Cellular component (GO): membrane
Molecular function (GO): sulfotransferase activity
Source: RefSeq, a predicted model, not a curated record
CGCUGCUGGGCUUGGCUCGCCCCGCGGCAGACCCCAGCCGUGCCCCAGAGCAGGCUCCCCACGCUUUUAUCCCUCCCUCGGGGCAGCGAGGGGAGCCCCCAGCACCGUGCCAGGUGGGGAAGGCACAGUGCAGGGGAGACAGCGAGCACCGUGCAUCCCAGCAGCGUGGUGCCUGCCACGUUGGACCUGCUGUCUGUCAGCCGUGGUGGCACGGGGCCCGCUUCUGAGCACCUCGGCACGGCCCGGCGUGGAGAAGGUGCCUCGACGGGCUGGCAUCUGGGGAGCUGGCACGCUCCUUGGUGCCCAGCCUGCUCACGGGUGAGGAAGCAGCAACUUUAUAUGGCUCAUGUCUGACAACAUGCACCACCAGUGGCUGCUGCUAGCUGCAUGCUUUUGGGUGAUAUUCAUGUUCAUGGUUGCUAGCAAGUUUAUCACAUUGACUUUUAAAGACCCAGAUGGCUAUGGUGCCAAGCAAGAGCCAUUAAUACUGACAGCUGUGACAAAAGUGGAGGAGGCACACAAGCCAGAGGAAGAACGUUGGCCUGAAGAAUUCCAGCCAACUGGAAAAGCUUUUACUGGAAAUCUGAUACGCCAACCCCUGGUUCAUAUGGAAAGGCUUGAGCUUCUCCGGAAUGUCUGCAGAGACGCUGCAUUGAGAAAUCUCUCUCACACUGCAGUUUCCAAAUUCGUCUUGGACCGAAUAUUUGUGUGUGACAAGCACAAGAUCCUGUUUUGUCAGACACCGAAAGUGGGCAACACUCAGUGGAAAAAAGUCUUGAUCGUUUUAAAUGGAGCAUAUUCUUCCAUAGAAGACAUCCCAGAAAAUAUUGUACACGAUCAUGAGAAGAAUGGCCUUCCACGCUUGUCCUCCUUCAGUGACUCUGAAAUUAAAAAACGACUGAAUUUAUACUUCAAGUUUUUUAUCGUUAGAGAUCCAUUUGAAAGACUUAUCUCUGCAUUUAAAGACAAAUUUGUGCACAAUCCUCGUUUUGAACCUUGGUACCGGCAUGAAAUUGCUCCUGGCAUCAUUCGUAAGUACAGAAAGAAUCGCACAGAGACCAAAGGGCUGCAGUUCGAGGAUUUUGUGCGCUAUCUGGGCGACCCUAAUCACCGCUGGCUGGACGUUCAGUUUGGCGAUCACAUCAUUCACUGGGUAACAUACGUGGAACUUUGUGCCCCCUGUGAGAUUACGUACAGUGUGAUUGGACACCAUGAAACCUUGGAGGACGAUGCUCCAUACAUCUUGAAAGCAGCUGGCAUAGACCAUCUGGUGUCGUACCCCACGAUCCCACCAGGCAUCACAGUGUACAACAGAACAAAAGUAGAGCGGUAUUUUUCAGGAAUUAGCAAGAGGGACAUAAGACGCCUCUAUGCUCGCUUUGAAGGUGAUUUUAAACUCUUUGGUUAUCGGGAGCCAGAUUUCUUGCUUAACUGACACCUGGGAUAAGCUCCGGAGAAGCAUCUAAUGGAUUAAUCUAAACCUGGGUGAAUACCAGCUGCAACACUGACAGAGCUGAGAAUGACCAUUUUGUUUUCUAGCUUUUUGAUGUUGCUCCAUUUUUCAGUGAGAUAUUUGUCAUAUGAACAAUUCGGGGCUUAUAGUUGUUGUUUACUGACCGUAUUUUCAAUAUGUGACAUUGCAAUCUGUUAGGAAUGAAGUCUGUUAUCUAAAAUACAGAAUUCUACUUCUUCCCUCUUUUCCUCCAGAAAAAAAAAAGAGGAAGAUUGAAUGGGUUAUGAUCUUCCCCCUCCCUCUACCAGAGAGAAUGCAAUUUAAAAAAUGUUGCGAAGUAUUUAUAAAGAUGGCAAUUUCACUGUAGGUUAGCUCUGACAUGUGGGUGAACUUGAUGAUUCAUGCUCAUGAGAAAGGCAUGUAGUCCCAUGAGCUAUGAAAAUUAAAGGCCAGUACAGGACUAAAAAUUGAUUGAAUGCUUUACAAGUAAAAUCAUCUAGGUUCUGUCAUGUGGCUGCUAUAAUAAUAGUAAUGCUGAUCCAAUCCCAUUUUUGUUUGUCACAAAAUGAACCUGAUUUGACUGAAGCUUCAGAACUGUUCAAAAAGGGGCUGGUUGCAUAGCCAGUUGUCUUUGUAUUUUUGUCAAGUGUUUACUGUACUUACUACUGGUCUGAUGAGUCUCAUAAUUCUACUUUUGAUUUUCAAAGUACUGUUUAAAUCCCAGCUGUGUAAAUUAUCUGAGAACACCAGAUGCAAGUGGAACAUAGAAGAAAUACAAAACUGUUAGGGAAACUUUAGGGAAAAUUAAUUUAAAAUAAAGAAUUAAUUUUAUUUGUGGGAGUACAUUUAGAAAUCGAAGACGAUUUCUAAACAUCACACGCUUUAACUUAUUUUGUCUUCUAACAGUUAAGAUUAAUAAGGAAGCCACAAAAGCAGGAUACCCUGUAGAAGAGCUGCUAGAGUUACUUGGAUUAAUGAUCUACCUUUUUCUCAUAUCCUGCCUUGCUCAGUGUUCAGUACCUUAGAGAACAGAAAAUUUCUUUCUGAAAACUCAUCUCCCUACUGCUGAAGGAGGCAGGAUUUGAAUCCUUGUUUUUUUCCAAUGAUUCACUGUCGUGGUGACCUGGGUUAAAAAUGCCCACCAUUUGUGUUACCGAUAGGUGCGGUGGCAACUUGCCAGGAGUUUGAGUGUCACUGAAAUUUCUGUACACAUUUUAUACA